Messenger RNA from Macrosteles quadrilineatus (aster leafhopper), 1866 nucleotides. Its product is annotated as piggyBac transposable element-derived protein 4-like. The transcript has a single exon. The record is from RefSeq and is a predicted model, not a curated record. The coding region runs from base 1 to 1866 and encodes 621 amino acids. NCBI's taxonomy places the organism in Eukaryota, Metazoa, Arthropoda, Insecta, Hemiptera, Cicadellidae.
AUGAUCAGUAACGAAAGUGAUAGUGAUUCUGAACUAAGUUCAUUGUUUUCUUCCGAUGGAGCCACUGAAUAUAUCCCAACUUCGGAUAGCGAUGAUUCUUCAUCUUGUGAACAAGACUACCACGAACUACAAGAAGACAUGGCGAUAGAUGCAGCUUGUGAGUCGUCUACUGUCGAACAGAAUAUGGACGAGGUAUUUGAACAUUUCAAUAAUGAAGUUGAAAUCGAGGUCGUCAAUGGAAAUAUGGAUGUUUUUCAAGAACUAGAGAUUCCUUUUACUGUUGAACAAAAUAAUGAUGGGGAACCUGAAAAUGAAAUCAAUGGGGUUAACCUUGAAAACAACGACCAGAACAGUGAAUUACCCUAUGUAGAUACUAAUGUAGAGUUUGUUGUUAAUUCUAUCCACAAUCAUUACGAGGCUGUUGAAGGGUUAUGGAAGGACACAAAUAAUGCGCCACAGCAGUUUGAGUUUACUGGCCAAGAGAAAGUAAACAUAGAAACAACAGAUCCAAUUGCCAUAUUUAGCUCUAUUUUUGACGACGCCCUCAUGGAUAAGAUCGUGGCAUGGACUAACAAAAGAGCUGCAACAUCUCGAGGGGAACCCCUGCCAAAAUAUGCAGCACUGAACAGAUGGACUGAUGUUACCAGAGAAGAACUAAAAACGUUCUUAGGCCUAACCAUACUUAUGGGUAAUGUAGACAUCCCCACAUUAAAACACUAUUGGUCGAAAGAUCCACUGUAUGAACACCCGAUAUUCGGCAGUACAAUGGCUCGCAACAGAUAUGAGAGUAUUUUACAGUGUUUAUGUUUUUAUGAUCGGGAUACAGAUCCCACCAACCACAAAAUGCACAAAAUUGAUCAGGUACUAAAUCAUGUUUUGGAAAACUGUAACAAAGUUUACAGUCCUGGGAAAAACUUAUCCCUUGACGAAGCAAUGGUCUUGUUUCGCGGACGCCUAUCGUUUCGCCAGUACAUAAAAAACAAAGCCCACAAGUACGGAAUAAAGCUUUAUGAACUUUGCACUUCCGACGGCUAUAUUCUCAAUAUAAUUAUUUAUCAAGGGAAAGGCACACUGACAAACGAAGAGAAGGGUCACACCUAUCAAGUUGUAAUGAAGCUCAUGGAAAACUACUUACACAAAGGCCAUGCUGUGUUUUUGGACAAUUUUUAUAAUAGUGUUGAUUUGGCUGAAACCCUUUUGGAGCACCAAACGAACAUGUGCGGGACCCUGCAGGCUGACAGGUCUGCUAAUCCGCAGGUUGUGGUGCAGGCCAAGCUGAAGAAGGGAGAGUAUAUUAGUCGACAAAAGGGUGACGUGACAGUAAUGAAGUGGAGAGACAAGAGAAACGUGCUAACCAUUUCCACAACAAAUGGUCCAGAGAUGGAGAAUGUCACAAACAGAAGAGGCGUGGUGAUAAAGAAGCCAUCAAUGAUUGUAGCCUAUAAUAAAGGUAUGAGUGGCAUUGACAGAAGCGACCAGAUGCUAUCUUAUUACUCAACUCCACGCAAGUCCCUUCGCUGGUACGUGAAGAUAUUUCUCCAUUUGUUGGACGUAUCACUUUGGAAUAGUGUUUAUCUCUUUUCUAAGCUUAACGGAAAGAUGACAUACCUUAGCUACAGGGACAUCAUUAUUAAACACUUCCUUCAAGUGGAGCCAGUAAAACGUCCUCUUCGCACUAGCAUCUCAUCAGCAGUGUCCCAACAUUUGCCUAUGAAAUUGGAAAAAAGAGUAAGGUGCUACGUUUGCAGGUCAAAACAUAGCAAGAGGACCGAUACAUUUUACAUCUGCAACGUUUGUAAAGACCCUAAGGAGAAGGCGUUGGGAUUCUGCAUCUCUCCAUGUUUUAGGGAACACCACGGCAACUAA